Molecule: messenger RNA, 2397 nt
Organism: Symbiodinium natans
Lineage: Eukaryota; Dinophyceae; Suessiales; Symbiodiniaceae
Source: the annotation of a GenBank genome assembly
AUGGUCUUCUUCGACACCGUCGCCCGGUUUUUGAGGCUCUGGAAAAGCCAUCUCAUGCGAGCUGUGUCUAGCGAUGGCGCUAGCUACAAGGUGACCUUCGUUCGCAAUGUGACGGACAUUGAGCCUGAGCUGAAAAUCCAGCACUUCUGGAAUUCGUGCUCUUCUUCUGACAUUUCUUGUGACGACAAGAUCAUCAAGAGAAGCCUGGAAUCGGGGGAGACGGCAGAAGAGCUGGCCCGGAGGAUGGAGCGCGAGAUGCAGGCCGAUGCCCAGAGUCUCGGUUGCAUCGCGCCUGAUUUCGAGCCGCGGGUCUCCGAGCACUUGGCCGAGAUCAAGGACAUGGUGGGUACGUUGGUGGGCAAAGAGUUCGCCUAUGUUGGAAAGGAGGCCCCUGACGACGACGGUGGCGACGUCUACUUCCGUGUCCGGCGCUUCGAGGAGUAUGGCCGGCUGUCAAGGUGCAGCCUGGACGGCAACGAAGCUGGUGCUCGGGUCGAGGUUGCCGGGGUGAAAGAGGCUCCGGAGGAUUUCGUGCUGUGGAAGUCCGCCAAGCCGAAGGAACCUCACUGGGACUCGCCCUGGGGGCCUGGCAGACCGGGCUGGCACAUCGAAUGCAGCGCCAUGGCAAAGAAGUUCCUCGGAGACACCUUGGAUAUCCAUGGCGGUGGGCCGGACCUCAUCUUCCCCCAUCACGAGAACGAGAUCGCACAGAGUGAGGCGGCCAACGGCAAGAGUUACGUGAAGACGUGGAUGCACUGCGCUGCCGUGCGCGCUGCGGGCAACGAGAAGAUGUCCAAGUCACUGGGCAAUUUUGUCACCAUCCGCGACGUUCUUGACAAGUACGAUGGGGAGGUGAUCCGCUUCUACUUGCUCAGCUCACAGUACCGCAGGCCCAUGCUCUACGCGGAGAGCGCCCUGGCAGAGGCCGGAAGAAAUGGACCACAUCGGCAACAUGGAAAGAACACCUUUCAUGGGUCUCUGAAAGACUGGAGCGAACCGAAGAGGGAGAGAAGCUGCUGCCACUGCAGGCUCACGCACGUUUCUGUUGGCCGUUUGGAUCUUCGGCUCCAGAAGAGGUAUGCCGGGGCGCGGAAACUCGCAGCCAUGCGAAACUUGCCACUGACGGAGGACUCCGUCGACCAUGGCGCCGUUGCUUGGGUCUCUGUCUCCACGGCACUGGUCUUCUUGAUGACGACAGGACUCGGCUUCUUCUACGGCGGCCUGGUGCGCGACACGAGCAUUGUCAGUACGAUGAUGAUGAGUGUGCUGGCGAUGGGCGUGGUCACGCUAACCUGGAUCAUCUUUGGUUUCUCGUGGGCAUUCGGCGGUGACGGCCCUGUGGUUGGAAACUUCGAGUAUUCGCUCUUCAUGAACCUCGACAUGAUGAUGUGGAGCGACACGGGGCUUCCUGGCCUUUGCUUUGCCUGCUUCCACUUGACUUUCGUCGUCUUGGCCUCGGCGAUCAUCUCGGGUUCUCUCGUUGAGCGCAUUCAGCUGAAGGCCUAUGUUGUUCUGGUGGCGCUGUGGUCGCUCCUGGUAUAUGCUCCGCUGUGUCACUCGGUCUGGGCCGAGGGCGGCUGGAUCAAUGACAUGGGCCAUCUGGAUUUUGCGGGAGGGACGGUGGUGCACCUCAGCUCGGGCGUUUCUGGCUAUGUGGCAGGAGCUAUACUGGGGCCUCGCUUCCACAUUGACAAGGAUCAGGAAAGUUCCGGCAACAUUCCCUUCGUGAUCCUCGGGGCUUCCAUGAUGUGGUUCGGCUGGCUUGGCUUCAAUGGGGGCUCAGCCUACGGAGUCAAGGACGGCGUCGCCUCGCGAGCAAUAGCCUCCACCCUGGCGUCAUCAGCCUCUGCGCUGAGCUCUUGGCUGCUCACCGAACGGAUGGUGAAGGGGCGCUGCACCGGCAUUGGGGCUUCGAUCGGUGCAGUCGCGGGGCUGAUUUGCAUCACGCCUGGCGCUGGCUACAUUGUACCCCCAUUGGCUCUCAUCGUGGGUGCACUUGGCGCUCCCUGGUGCUUCUUAUGGGUGGAGAUCAUGAACCGCGUGCAGCUAGUGGAUGACACCCUGGACGCUUUUGCCUUGCACGGCAUGGGUGGAUUUGCAGGGACCAUUCUGACGGGCAUCUUCGCAAAGGACAAAGGCCUCGUCUACUCCGGAAGCUUCCAGCUCCUAGGAAAGCAGUCGCUUGGAGCACUGGCAUGCGCGGCGUACGCAGCAGCUGCAACUGCCCUCAUUAUGCUCCUCAUCUACUUGGUGAUGAAGUUGCGCAUCUCGGAAGAUGUCGCCCUCUACGGACAAGAGGAGUCCCCGUACAAGUUUGCCACGCACAGCCCCAUGCCCAUCAAGCCCAUCCGACCACUGCCAGAGAGCUCAGAGGAAAGCGCUUCCUCGACGGCCUGA